This is a messenger RNA of Echinops telfairi (small Madagascar hedgehog), 552 nucleotides long. Its product is annotated as 40S ribosomal protein S4-like. The coding region runs from base 1 to 552 and encodes 183 amino acids. Gene Ontology annotation, cellular component: cytosolic small ribosomal subunit; ribosome. The record is from RefSeq and is a predicted model, not a curated record. NCBI's taxonomy places the organism in Eukaryota, Metazoa, Chordata, Mammalia, Afrosoricida, Tenrecidae. Gene Ontology annotation, biological process: translation. The transcript has 2 exons. Gene Ontology annotation, molecular function: structural constituent of ribosome; RNA binding.
AUGGGCUACGAUACAGAUAUCAGGUUGCUUUCUAAGGGUGUGCCUUUGAAACCAGGAAUGGAGUCCCUGGAUCAGGAUAGCGGAUGGUGUGACAAACUCACUGGUGUGUUUGCUCCUCGACCAUCCACUGGUCCCCACAAGCUGAGAGAAUGUCUCCCGCUGAUCAUUUUCUUAAGAAAUAGACUUAAGUAUGCUCUGACUGGAGAUGAAGUUAAAAAAAUUUGCAUGCAGCGGUUCAUUAAGAUUGAUGGCAAGGUCCAAACUGAUAUAACCUACCCUGCUGGCUUUAUGGAUGUCAUCGCCGUUGACAAGACCGGAGAGAAUUUCCGUCUGAUCUAUGACACCAAGGGUCGCUUUGCUGUUCAUCGUAUUACACCUGAGGAGGCGAAGUACAAGUUGUGCAAAGUAAGAAAGAUCUUUGUGGGCACAAAAGGAAUCCCUCACCUGGUGACACACGAUGCUCGCACCAUCCGCUAUCCUGAUCCUCUCAUCAAGGUGAAUGACACCGUUCAGAUUGGGAGUUGUUUAUUAAUACACUGUAACCUAGCAUAG